ACAGCAUCCAGCAAGCCAGGCAAACUGAGCGUGAGCCGUGGACUAGAGCGAGGGAGAGAGAGGGGAUGGCACCGAGAUAAAAGAAGGAGAGAAAGAAGACUGCUCUUCUACUCACCUUGACAAGCAAGUCCAUGUCGGCGGCGGUGGAUUUUUCUGCACCUAAGAAAAAGAUUUAGAAACCAGACAAAAGAGGACCUGGAAUCUUGAACAGCUCUGCUUUCCCUUCCUGCUGAGUGCGAAGAGAUAGAAAGAAGUGAGCGGACCAAGAUCUUCAUCUCUGUUCAGCCACGAUAAUCACUUCAGAACCGUUUAGUCGUGGUAGAGAAAAACAGCACUCUGCUGCUCACCUUUUUACAGAUGUGUUUAUGCACAUUUAAUUUCAGAAAGAAAAGACAGGUGGAUUAGUUGCUUUUUUGUCUCUGCGGAUCCGCGAUCAAGGAUAGCACAGGUCUCUCACAGAAAGAGAAAGGGGAAUUCAAACUCCGUGAAACCUUCAGCCCUGGGCACUUUUCUCAGGAUUUAUUUUUCCCCUCUUCAUACUUGAGCCUGGCACGUGCCCUUGGGAAAACGCACUGGGCUGCCAUUGGUGUGGCAUCACGCCGCUACACCUUCACGCGGAGCUCCCUCCCUCAGCGAGGUGAAGUCCCCGCUUCACCCCGCUGUGAGACGACAAGAGGGUUUAGAAUAAGAAGGCGGUUCUUCCCCCCCCCCCAAGCCAGGCUUUUGGCUUGCUUGAACAGACGGAGAAGACUUUAGCCCCUCGUCCUUUGACUCCCGUGCCUGGAGGGUUUGUGUGAGUGUAGAGGGGGGUGGGGUGGGGAAAGGCGGUGCACCAGCAGCAUUGAGGAAGAGCUUGUGAUCACUAAUUGGUCUGUUCCCUUUUCUUUCGGGGUUUUGUUUACCUCCCAGCUGACGGACAGCCGAAGAAAAGAAAAACAAAAAGCAAGAACACCCGGCUCCCUGCCGUGCCCGCGGACAGGAACUAAACCCUGAAAAAGACUUGAAAAACCACAGAGAAAAGACUACUGGGUGCCUUCAGUGUCAGCUUUACAAUUUUUUUUUCCUUUUCUUUGCAUUGGUGGCAACUACCACCCUCAGCCCCUCGCAGAGCCCGCCUCAGCCACAGAGCUGUGGCCGACUAGAGGGUGGAGACGAACUCUCCGGGUUCACUAGCGCCUUACAGCUGGAACGAAACAAGUCCUCUUGAAAAAGCGAGCAGCAUCCCAGACCGCAGCCACUCACCACGGCACGUGCUUGCUGUCCUGUGCUCCGUGAGGCGGCGGUGGCGGCGGUGGCGGUGGCGGUGGCGGCGGAGAUUGGGCACGCCAAGGAGGGGAGUCCGGCCAAGAUGAGUCAGUGCAGGAAGAGGUGUAAGAGACAGCUGACCAAAGUGGCUCGCUACUUCUACCGCUUCGUCACAGGCACGCUGUCCCAAGACAGCAUAGAGGACGACUUUGAGCUCUCCACUGUGUGCCACCGGCCAGAAGGCUUGGACAAGCUCCAGGAGCAGACGAAAUUCACCAAGAAAGAGUUGCAGGUCCUCUACAGAGGCUUCAAAAACGAGUGUCCCAGUGGAGUGGUCAAUGAGGACACCUUCAAACUGAUCUAUUCCCAGUUCUUCCCCCAGGGAGAUUCAAGUACAUAUGCACAUUUCCUGUUUGAAGCCUUCGAUACACACAAAAAUGGAUCUGUCAGUUUUGAGGACUUUGUCAUGGGCCUGUCCAUCAUCCUCAGGGGCUCCAUCAAUGACCGACUUAACUGGGCUUUCAACCUUUAUGAUCUCAACAAAGAUGGCUGCAUUACCAAAGAGGAGAUGAUGGACAUAAUGAAGUCUAUCUAUGACAUGAUGGGGAAGUACACCUACCCUUCCAUGCAAGAGGAUGCUCCCAGGGAACAUGUGGAAAACUUCUUCCAGAAAAUGGACCGGAAUAAUGAUGGAGUGGUGACUAUUGAAGAAUUCAUUGAAUCAUGUCAAAAGGAUGAGAACAUCAUGCGGUCCAUGCAGCUGUUUGACAAUGUGAUUUAGUGAGCGUGCUCUUGGAGGCAGAGGUGCUCGUACGGACUGGACUCCCUGAUGCUUCACCAGCACCCUGUCCGACUGGCCAGAGCCAAGGGCGCACUUUGGGUUUUUGUUUCUUUCUUUACCCUGGAAAUGUGAAGGAAGGGAUGUGAAGGGAACAGACUGGUUUAAAAGUCAGAAAAGGCAACGGAAAUAUGUAGUUGUUUGUUUUUUUUCAAAGCAGUCGUUUUUGAGCUGGACUUCAGAGGCCUUCCUUGUGUUGAGGUGGUGAUACCAGCUCUACAGUACAAACUGCAGAAACUUUGAAGGAGUGGGAAACAAAAAACCAAACAACCAGGAUGUAAUCUGAAUGCGCUGCAGACAACAGCAAUUUCACAUUAACUGUUUUUCUAAUCGCAUGUCCACGCCUCUAACCUACACUCUUCAAAAUAUUUAUAAGAAUUACUCCAAAGCCUGCCUGAUGUUUCUGUGUGUUUAUUUACAGGUGCCUCGUCUUGUCCUACAUCUGUCCUAUCAGAUUCUAUUGUUAUUUCUGUGGCUGAAUCUAACAACCCCCUUCUCUCCCACAGAGGACUUUUCUACCAUUUUAACGAAUGGUUAUAUGUGCUGAGACAUUCCAGAGAGCUCCUGCUAAACAGGUGGAUCUGCAGUUUCACUCUAUAGCUCAUGCUGUGGUUGUUCUACCUUCAGUUUGAAAACUGUAGUCACAAUCUGGAGACAGUUUUCAUUCCCAACAUCGUGAAAUAUUGUGGGACUAAGGCUGACUAUUCAGAAAUUACUGUGUGUCUAUAAAGUGGUAUUAAUAUGCCAUGCAUACGUCCACUGACAGAACCAGGAACAUGAAAUAAACUGUUCAAGUCCAUCCAUUUGUUCAUUGAGCUCUAAAGUAAAACUUACAUGACACUAUUGACCAUAGCAGAGAUCAGCUGGUGUUGCUCUGUUGAUUGAAUAAACUUGAGGUGGUAAUAUAAAGGAAAACGUACUCAGAUUAAAAAAUUAAAAAACGUAUUGUUUGUGAAGUUGCCUGGCUUGCCUGCUAUUUAUUUUGAAUUAUUUUAGACAUUUAAUUUAUCAUCAACUAUUUUCACAUGUCAUCAGAGAGUUGCUUCAGAACAUGGAAAACACUUCUCCAUGGGAUUGUAUGGAGUGAUGUAUUAACUACUGUACUGUACGUUGAAAUGGAGCUUAGUAUGGGAGAUAAAGACUCUUUGACUGUUUACUGGUUUAUAGGAAGUGGGCCCUUGAUUGUGGCCACCACUCUGAUUGCAGACUGGCCAUACAGUCUAGAGUUCGGACUUGCAGUCUGGGAUGUUUUUUUGUUAGCCAAUAGAGAACUAGAACUGCAGGAACCAGACUGUUCUGUGCUGCCAGGGAUCUUGAAGUUCUGUUUUACUGAGUAGGCAUCUCUGAGUUGGUCGUCUCAACAUUGAGAACUUUAGCUGUGCAUUUGAUGUCACACAAGACUGUAGCUCUGUUGUUUGUGCUGUGGGCACAGUAGCUAGACAGAGCCCAAUGAAUUACUCCUGGGGUUGUAUGAGGGUUAUAUGAGGUACAGGGGUACACAAUUACCUGGUUUAUUAACCAUUGGAAGCUAUCAAUGGAAAUCUACCUUACAAUUCCAAGACAAAGACCAACUACGCAUAAACUGCAUGUGUCUUUGUGACAAGUAAUACAGUAAGUCACAUAAACCUGCACCACAGUAAGUGGUCCAAAGAAGACAAAGCUCAAAAUAACCAGAUACAAAGGAGUGAGAUGAUUUUGUUGUGCUAUAUGACUUGACUCACAGUUGCCCUCUACAGUUUGCAAUAUAUAAAAAGUACAUGUAUUAAAUACACUGCACAGCCUACAGCAUACUGUACCAAAACACUAUGUAUAUUAUAUAGUAUAGUGACAGGAUAUACACACAGGAUAAACAGUAUGUGAGAAGUGGUGAUACAACCUUGGGAUACACAUUAUAGAUCUAAAGGAAUCAAGUCAAUACACAUUUGUAUUAGGCCUUAACUGCCAUGGCCUCAACAACAAAGAAAAUAAAUCUGCUUCCUCCUAACUGCAAAUACGUUGUAUAAAACAUGUACUGUAGUUCUGGAUACUUUCAUGCUUAUCCUAGAAGAGAACUGUUUCUGCUACAGUAUGGGAGCAAACAAUUCAGUGGGAAGGAGCUUGUGACUGGAAAUUUCAUCCUAUUUCAAAUCUGUACUUUGAGGCCUGUGUGAUUUCUUAUUUAAUAUGACCAUUAUAAACAGUAUACGCAAUUUGUAUUUGUUAGGGGGGGUUGAAUCCCAGAGUUGUAUUUUUAUAGGUUUUGUUUAACAGUUCUUAUUGUGUUAUUGCUUUCAUUUUUCGUUUUUCCUUUUGUACUUGUACUUGUGGAAGCAAAUUUGCAUGAGUCAUAGACUGGCUGUAAAUACUAUUUAAUGAGAAAGCAAAAACAUUGCAUGUGGAUGUUCCCAAGGAUAAGAUCAGGCCAGUCUACCCACUAGGUAUUGCUGUUUCCUGUACAAUGUGACUCCAUCCAAGCACCAGGCUGAGUUCUGUAAGAUCUCACAAUACAAGCCUGCACAAUGUGAUCUUUCUAUGUAUUUUAAUGCACCAACAACUCCAAGUAAAAAAAUUCUGGUUCAGAA
Molecule: messenger RNA, 4644 nt
Organism: Lepisosteus oculatus (spotted gar)
Lineage: Eukaryota; Metazoa; Chordata; Actinopteri; Semionotiformes; Lepisosteidae
Product: A-type potassium channel modulatory protein KCNIP2
Biological process (GO): regulation of potassium ion transmembrane transport
Cellular component (GO): voltage-gated potassium channel complex
Molecular function (GO): potassium channel regulator activity; calcium ion binding
Source: RefSeq, a predicted model, not a curated record